CUUGUCCCUCUAGUCUCUUCCUUAAUCAAUUCAACAAAGAAUACAAAAACCAUCAAACAAAACCUAUCUUUUCUCCCCUUAUAUAAACAAAAAAAAAUCACUACAAUUAUUUAAUUCUUCAAUAUUUGAUUCCUAUACCCUUUCCAUAAUAAAUCCAUUAUUAAUAUUCCUCUUCAAUUUUUUUUUAAUUUUUUUUUACUUAAAUUCCAUAUAUAUUCAUCACUAAUUACAAUUUUUUUUAUUAAAAUGGAUUUUUUCUACAAAGCCAAAGCUGUAAAAUUAAAAAGUCAUCUAGACAAAUACCUUGUAGCCGAUGAUGAUCAAGAAAAUAUCCGACAAAGCCGAAACGGCUCAUCAAGAAAAGCCCGGUGGCUUGUUGAACUUGUUGAAGCCGAAAACAGCCACUUUAUACGGCUUAAAAGUGGCUCCGGCAAGUAUCUCACGGCUUCCGACGAGCCGUUUCUUCUUGGCAUGACCGGAAAAAAGGUAAUUCAAACUUUGCCCGAAAAAAUGAAGGACUUGAGAAUCGAAUGGGAAGUAAUAAGGGAUGGAUUUCAAGUAAAAUUAAGGGGUUUUGGAGGAAAAUAUUUACGUGCAAAUGGAGGAAUGCCACCAUGGAGAAAUAAAGUAACACAUGAUAAUCCAUAUAGUGGUAGUACACAAAAUUGGAUUUUGUGGAACGUUGAACCUAUUGAUGUGCCCGAAAAUGAAUCGUUGGCGGAAUAUUUAACUAUGGUUUCAAGUUUUUCAUCGAUUUCUGAUGAACUUUUAAGUUUGGAUUUAGGAUCUCCGACUUCUGUACAUUCAAGUUUUUCUUUCUCACCUAGGAGGGCUAAGAUUUCUUUACCAAAAAGAUCAGCAAUGGAGCUAUUUCACAAAGCAAAAGCUGUUCGUUUACAGAGUCACCAUGAGAAGUACUUAACAGCUGAAGAAGAUGAAGAAUCAGUAACUCAAGAUCGUAACGGAGCAUCAAAAAACGCGAAAUGGACAGUUGAAUUUGUUGAAAAAACCGAAAAUGUUAUUCGAUUGAAGAGUUGUUAUGGGAAAUAUUUAACAGCUUCGAAUCAGCCAUUUCUUCUGGGUAUGACUGGUAGAAAAGUUCUUCAAACUUUGCCUAAUCGACUUGAUUCUUCAAUUGAAUGGGAACCCAUUAGAGAAGGACAUCAAGUUAAGCUGAGGACGAGAUAUGGGCAAUUUUUGAGGGGAAAUGGGGGUCUUCCUCCAUGGAGAAAUUCUGUUACUCAUGAUAUUCCUCACAGGACGAAAACUCAAGAUUGGGUUCUUUGGGAUGUUCAUGUUGUUGAAAUUUUGGCGCAUUCGACGGCGGAGACGACGGUGGUGGGUGGUAAUUCUGAUUCGUUUGCUUCUGAAUCGAGUUCUGCUACUACUACUGGUUCAUCAAAAUCUUACAGCUUUUCGAGACAAGAGUCAAGUGAUUCAUUGAUUAGUUCACCGCCUAAGUUGGUAGAUGGAAGGCUUAUAUAUUAUCACGUUACGGAUGAAUUUGGAGAAAUUGACGAAGGAGCUGAGGGACUUUGCAUAACUUUUAAGGGAAAUAGUGUUGAGGAUCUAAAGAAGAGAUUGGAGGAGGAAACUGGGCUCGAGGAUAUUACUGUGUGUACUCGGAGUGCUUUGAAUGGGAAGCUUUAUCCUCUCCGUUUGCAGCUUCCUCCCAACAACGCAAAUAUGAACGUUAUUAUUUUGCCAUCUUCAUCUAAAGAAUUAGUACUAAUGGAGCUGUUUUAUGAUGCUAAAGCUGUAAGAUUUAGAAGCCAUUUAAACAAAUACUUAGUAGCUGAUGAUGAUCAAAGAACUAUCCGGCAAAGCCGGAACGGCUUAUCGAGAAAAGCCCGGUGGCUGGUGGAGCUUGCAGACCCCGAAAACAGCCACCUUAUACGGCUGAGAAGUAGCUCCGGCAUGUACCUCACUGCUUCCGACGAGCCGUUCCUUUUGAGCUUAACAGGAGAAAAGAAGGUUCUUCAAACAUCACCGGAAAAUAUGGAGGAUGUGAAGAUUAUGUGGGAACCAUUAAGGUAUGGAUUUCAAGUGAAGUUAAGAGGUUAUGGAGGAAAGUUUUUAAGUGCAAGUGGAGGGACACUAAGAUGGAGCAAUAGAGUGACUCAUGAUAGUCCUCAUAGUGCUACUACACAUAAUUGGAUUUUGUGGAAUGUUGAACCUGUCGAUGUACCGGAAGAUGAGUCGUUGACGGAUUAUUUGACGAUGGUUUCAAACUUCUCGUCGGUUUCCGAUGAACUUUCUACCUUGGAUUUGGGUUCUCCCAUGUCUAUGCAUUCAAGUAUCUCCUUCUCACCUAAGAGUCCUCUAACUAGAAGACCAGCAAUGGAGAUUUUCCAAAAAGCAAAAGCUGUUCGUCUACAGAGUCGCCAUUACAAGUACUUAACAGCUUUGGAAGACGGAGAUUCCGUCACCCAAGACCGUAAUGGCGCUUCACAAAAUGCAAAAUGGACUGUUGAAUUUGUUGAGAAAACCAACAAUGUUAUCCGCCUAAAAAGCUGUUAUGGCAAAUACCUCACAGCAUCUAAUCAGUCUUCUCUUCUUGGUAUGACUGGUCGGAAAGUCCUGCAGACUCUGCCUAAUCGACUUGAUUCUUCAAUCGAAUGGGAGCCCAUCAGAGAAGGGAACCAAGUGAAGCUUAGGACUCGAUAUGGACAGUUUUUGAGGGGUAAUGGUGGAAUUCUUCCAUGGAAAAACACUGUGACUCAUGAUAUUCCGUAUCAGACGGCUACACAAGAUUGGGUACUUUGGGAUGUUCAUGUUGUUGAAAUCUUGGGCGAUUCUUCUGUUGUUCCUAAGAGGCCAUCACCAUUAGGUCUUCCUUCAGAUUCAUGUGCUUCUGAAUCAACAUCUACGUCUGUUGUUUCCUCGGAAUCCUCAAGCUUAUCUAGACAAGAGUCAAGUGAUUCUUUUGCUAAGUUGGGAGAUGGGAGGUUUAUAUUUUACUAUAUUGCUGAUGAAUUUGGAGAAAUUGAUGAGAAAAUGGAGGAACUUUGCAUAACCUUUGAUGGAAAUACUGUUGAGGAGCUAACUAAGACGUUGGAGGACGCAACAGGGCUUGACGAAAUUAUUGUGUGUACUAAGAGCCCUUUGAAUGGAAAGCUUUAUCCUCUCAGCUUGCAACUUCCACCCAACAAUACAACUAUGAAUGUUGUUGUAUUGCCAAAAGCUAUUACUCCAGAUUCUCUUUCAGACCAUAUGUCCAGCAUUCCCGAGUUGAAUGGUUCAAAUUUCAGAGAAUGGAAGGAGCAACUACAAAUUACUUUGGGAUGUUUGGAUUUAGAUUUGUGUUUCAGAAUUGAUGAACCUUUGGAAGAAUGUGCCAACUAUGCUACGUGGGAACACUCUAACCGGUUAAGCCUCAUGAUCAUGAAGAGUAAGAUCGCUAAGAACAUCAACAAAUCAAUACCAGAUUCUACUCGAGCAAGAGAGUUCUUGGCAUCUGUUGAGCAACAAUUCAAGGCUUCAGAUAAGCCAUUAAUAGGAACAGUCAUGGAAAUAUUUACGACUAAGAAAUAUAAUGGGACUAGUGGUGUGCGUGAGCACAUUAUGGAAAUGGAUGAUAUGGCAGAACAACUUAAAUCGAUGGAUAUGACCAUUUCAGAGUCCUUUUUGGUGCAAUUUAUUCUCAAUUCUCUUCCUUCUCAAUUCAGUCCGUUUAAAAUUAGCUAUAACACAAAUAAGGAGAAAUGGACCAUGGAUGAACUCAUUGUGAUGUGUGUUCAAGAGGAGGAACGAUUAAAGAGGGAAGGAUUGCUAUCGGGUCACUUAGCAACACAAGGUUAUAAAGGAAAAGGACCAAAGGAAGGGAAACAAAAGGGAAAGAAAUCACCAAAUCAUGGAAAUCUGAAGUGCUUCUUUUGCAAAGAGAAGGGACACUUGAAGAAGGAUUGUCCUAAACGCAAGAACUAGUUUGAAAAGAAUGGUAUUGGUUACAACCUGAGACCUAGAGUGAAAAUAUUCUCAUGGGGAAUAAAGCACCUUCAAUUAAUUCUAUAGAGACUGAUAGCUAAUUUUCAGUAGAAGUUAUUGACAAAGUUUGAACAAUACCUACCUAUUGUAUUGCUUAUAUUUCUAGAAAUUUUGUUUCUUUGCCCUGAUGAUCAAGGAUAUUAUGUUAAGUUUGGAAAUAAAGUUUCAAGGUAUUUUCGUGUAUAUAAAA
Solanum pennellii is the source of this 4177-nucleotide messenger RNA. RefSeq lists its product as uncharacterized. The transcript is spliced from 10 exons. NCBI's taxonomy places the organism in Eukaryota, Viridiplantae, Streptophyta, Magnoliopsida, Solanales, Solanaceae. Gene Ontology annotation, molecular function: nucleic acid binding; zinc ion binding. Bases 247 to 3927 code for a protein of 1226 amino acids. The record is from RefSeq and is a predicted model, not a curated record.